GAGGAAACGGCUUUCUGCUGGACUGAAAAGGGAAAAGGGAAAAGGAAAAGUAAUGGGCCGCCGGAUAGUUUUGAAAGAUGACAGCGAAAGGCGAACAGAAACGUGUCAGUUCUACUUUUUUUCAUCAGACUCGGAUACUUAUUUUCUCUAAUGGUACUUAUUUUAGGCUUUAUAAUUGAUUAGUAGGCUAGUAUUAUUUGAAUCAUUAGUAUUAUAAUUAAACGAUCCAUUUCAUAAACCAUUUAUUAAAUAGCCAACUUUUAAUGUGAAAGACAGCAGGAAAAAACAAAGCGUCAAAGCGAGAGUGUGUUCAGGGGGAGGGCUGAGGAGCAGCGUGGGGGUUUCAGAACGCGCGCUUUCCCCGGACGCAGAUGGAGAAUAAACCCAAUGGGAGGAUGGACGCAGUAAGCACUUCUCUCGCCGACUCCACGGAAUCCAGAGACAACACGACCAUCAGUAAACUGAACGACAUGGGAUUCAGCCACGGGAAAUCACCAGCGUCGACCUGCGUGUCCACCGCCGUGCGUCACUUCGGCAACAUCAGCACUCUGUUGCACCAGGGCGCACCGCUUCUGGACCACGACGGUUACAAAGAAUGCCCCCUGGUGGAUCACCCGCUGGCCCUGAAGCAGCACUCCUACGGCCGGGUUGAGGAACACUUGAAGACGGACAACAUGAACAUGUCGUGGGCUGAUUAUGUCAAAGUGCCGAGAGCCAAAGAAUCAACGGUGCAAAGGUUGCAGGCGCAACGCGCGUCGACCGCGACCUGUAAGUUUAUAAAGGACGAGAAAGAGCCGUCGCUCAUCAUGGACCAUCCCGGUGGCCCCGGGUUCGGACUGCCCGCGGAGAUGGCCGCACUAGACGCUUUUUAUGACGUCGAGAAGAAACAGCCGCCGCCGGGUUUCGCGGAUGACGCGUCGAGCUUCACUUCGACGAGUUCCCAGGGGAUAGAGGGGUCCCCAAACUUCCUGGUCGAACUGAACCAGCAGGACCCGCUCGCACCUGUAGUCCUGCCCCAAGUAAGAACUGAGUUGAGGGGUGGGCAGCCCAGCAAGGGCAUCAUGCCCAACUUCGACGCACACAUGACCAACGCACACGCACAUGCACAACAGCAGCAGCACCAUCAUCUGCAGCAGCAGCAGCACCAUCAUCUGCAGCAGCUGAUGGUGUACAAGAAUGAAGUCCCGCGGUGGUCCUUCCCGACUGGGAACGCGGCGGACGCGCAGUUCUGGAGCCAGUCUGCGGGUCUGUCCGACGACCUGUACCCGUAUGGGGCCCAUGGUGCCAGUCCCGCAUCACAGAGGCACUCGCCUUCGUACUCCACCUUUCCCGGCAUGCCACCCCAGAGGCUGUGCAUGAUCUGCGGGGACGAGGCGUCCGGGUGUCAUUACGGGGUUCUAACCUGCGGCAGCUGCAAGGUGUUCUUCAAGCGAGCGGUAGAAGCAGGCCAUCAUAAUUACCUCUGCGCUGGACGGAAUGACUGCAUCGUAGACAAGAUCCGGAGGAAGAACUGCCCCGCGUGUCGCUUGAGGAAGUGCUACCAGGCUGGGAUGAUGCUAGGAGGGAGGAAGUUGAAGCGUUUCGGGGCCCUCAAGGCAAUAGGCAUGUCCCCCGGGAACCUGAUGUUCCAGUCCCACCUGGCGAUGACAGGCGACGGCUCCGCGUCCUGCAUGCCGGGCAUCCGAGAGGUGCAGCUGUCCUCCCAGAUCCUGGCCAUCCUGGAGAACAUCGAGCCGGAGAUGGCGUACUCGGGCUUCGACAACACCCAGCUCGACCUGCCGCAUGUGCUGCUCAACAGCCUCAACCGGCUGUGCGAGAUGCAGCUGCUGUGGAUUGUCAGGUGGUCCAAGUCCCUGCCAGGCUUUCGUAACCUGCACAUCUCGGACCAGAUGACCUUGAUCCAGUACUCCUGGAUGAACCUGAUGGUCUUCUCUCUGGGCUGGAGGUCAUUCAAGAACGUCACCAGUGAAUUCUUAUACUUUGCCCCGGAUCUGAUUCUUAACCAGGACCAGAUGAGGCAGUCCCCCAUCUACGACCUGUGUCUGGCCAUGCAGUUCAUACCCCAGGAGUUUGCCAACCUUCAGGUCACCCGUGAGGAGUUCCUCUGUAUGAAGGCCAUCAUUCUGCUCAACACAGUGCCCCUGGAGGGACUGAAGAGCCAGGCGGCCUUCGACGAGAUGCGUCAGAGCUACAUCCGGGAGCUGACCAAAGCCAUCCACCAGCGGGAGAAGGGCAUGGCUGGGAGCUCCCAGCUGUUCUACCACCUCACCAAGCUGAUGGACUCUAUGCACGAGAUCGUCAAGAAGGUCAACCUGUACUGCCUGAGCACCUACAUCCAGGCGGACGCCAUGAAGGUGGAGUUCCCCGAGAUGAUGUCCGAGGUCAUCUCGUCCCAGCUGCCCAAGGUGCUGGCGGGCAUGGUCAAGCCGCUGCUGUUCCACACCAAGUGAGGUGGGAAAUAAACCAACCUUGCAUAGACACCAUCUUCAUCAGCGGCCCUCGUUGUCGGCUUCGUUAUAACACAAACCUGAAGAAGGCGGUUUUAUUCUUCAUCCCAGAAUUGUGUUACAUUAACUUUACGGAAAUAUCUUUGUAAAAUGUAAAGAUAUAUUUUGCGGGAUCUUUUGAAGCAGAGAAAUGUUUUGACCUUUUUUUAUAUUAUUAUAUUUAAUAUUUUAGGAAAGGGUUAGGGAUGGACAGGGACAGACAUAAAAUUCUUAAUCGACAGGAUUCGGUCAGGACCCUUGAUGGCCCCCAACGAGAAAAAUGUUAAAUGAAGAUUUGCAGGCCAGGCUCUCUGCUGUUCCGAUGAAGGUCAUAGAUCGCCAUAGAUAGACACAGAGAAUAAUUACAUCUAAAUGGUGGAAACAGCGAGAGAAAACAAGAACGAGAGCGAGGAGAAAAAGAAGAGCGAAAGAGAGUGACCAGCGGUUCCUUCCAAGUACAAAAACAGAAAAUUGCCUCACUCCAGGGAACAGCUCCAUGAAACACACUUCAAUAAAAGCCUUUAUUGGUUUCUUAUUAUCAAACAAAAAAAACUCGCCCUUUGAUCCACCCGACAAACACCACCCGCUAUAAGCUUUUUACUGAAGGCUGCUGAUACCAAUUGUUUCAGUGUCAUCGAAUAAUGACGCAGGGAAUUCAUCCUGCGUACCCGCUGCUUAAAGCGUUAAGUGGAUUGGGUUACCAUGUCUUGUCCACCAUCUUUCUCUGGACUCAUUAAAAACGACAGAAACAUGGAGGAUGAGUCACACAGUUACAUUGGUAGGUGUGUUGUUUAAAGGGCAACAAGCCUCUUGAGUGAUUCAAUCACUAAUGUGCUUUUCUCGUUGCGCUAUCCACCGCAUAGUGGCGAGGGAGUAGCAUUCCAGAGUGACAGUUCAUGGCCACACAUCACAUCCUCAUGUAGUCAAACGGAAAAGUACAGCUCGGUCUUGGCCAGCCAUCGUAAAUACCAUGGUGGUGAAUGUUUUGGUUCACCUCCACAAGAACCGCUCUUAAUUUGGAGUCACUGUAAGUGAAAAGAUAUGAGAAGAUACAAAGUUCUUCUUUGUUUGUUUCAGCGGAUGUGUUACCAAGGUGAUAGAUAUUUUUGUAUCCACAUUGGGCUACAGAAAUUGUAAAAGCAGGACAAUAAUUAAAUAAUAAAUCAUCUUUACCAUCAUAUGAUUUGAUAUAUGUCUAACACAUUUGACAUAAGUCCAUAUAAUCAUCUUUAUUAAAACGGUGUACCAUUGAGUACAGUUACAAAACAGCAUUUAAUGUUAAAAAUGUAACAUUUCAUCGUCACUAUUUUAAAAACAAUAGUCUUUAUAAUAGAAAAUAUACAGAAUGUGAAAAUGUAUAGGGAUGCAGAGUGUGAAGAGGUAAAUAUUUUUGAUUAGAUUUUUGAAGCUGAAAUGCACAGUACCAUUGGGUUUACGAUAGAAAGUGCAAAAAGGGAUUUGGAGGGAGAGAUUUAACACACAGGCCAAAUAUAAUUCAACACUAAGGAGAGGACCAAUCUUGCCAUGCUAUUAAAGAUGUAUUGUUAUUUAGAAAUAAAUCGUUUUUUAUCAAAAUAAA
Gadus morhua (Atlantic cod) is the source of this 4065-nucleotide messenger RNA. It is a transcript of the gene pgr, whose product is annotated as progesterone receptor. Bases 372 to 2450 code for a protein of 692 amino acids. The record is from RefSeq and is a predicted model, not a curated record. Gene Ontology annotation, biological process: regulation of DNA-templated transcription. Gene Ontology annotation, molecular function: zinc ion binding; sequence-specific DNA binding; DNA-binding transcription factor activity. The transcript has 8 exons. Lineage: Eukaryota; Metazoa; Chordata; Actinopteri; Gadiformes; Gadidae.